Aspergillus aculeatus ATCC 16872 is the source of this 2052-nucleotide messenger RNA. RefSeq lists its product as uncharacterized. The transcript has 4 exons. Bases 1 to 2052 code for a protein of 683 amino acids. Gene Ontology annotation, biological process: regulation of DNA-templated transcription. Gene Ontology annotation, molecular function: zinc ion binding; carboxy-lyase activity; DNA-binding transcription factor activity, RNA polymerase II-specific. NCBI's taxonomy places the organism in Eukaryota, Fungi, Ascomycota, Eurotiomycetes, Eurotiales, Aspergillaceae. The record is from RefSeq and is a predicted model, not a curated record.
AUGCCUACGUAUCCCAUCCGCCGCAGGCCUCGCGAAUGUAAAACUUGCCUUCCAUGUCGUGCCAGCAAAGUUCGCUGUGAUCGCAAUGUGCCAUGCGGCAAUUGUGUCAAGCGCAAUUUCACCUGCUCCUACGGCCGUCCUCCUCCCUCGGCGCCUAGGCCCGGAGGAUCGCUCCUCGCCGACCAAUACGGCCCCGCGACCGCCUCAACAACCACUACACCUCAAUUUCUCCCUCCGUCCUCCCAACUCUCGUCCGGUCGCGAUGCUCCCUACGGCCCCGACCCGGGAUCCACCGGAUCGACGACCCAAGACGGCCUGCCGGAAGUCGUGACUUUGUCUCAAGUGGAAUGGGACGAAAUCAACACCAAAAUGCGGACCAUGGAGGAGAUCCUAGGCAGCCUGGACUCUCUGUUUCAAUCCCAUGGAGCGCGAAGAACCACCGAACCCCGAUUGGAUGUGAUCCCCGCGGAGGAUGAGGUCUCUCCCACCUCGGAGGGGAUUUUUGGUUCAACUACAAUGAAGACUGGCUCCGUCCAUAUUGGGUCGCGAUCGGCAUUGAUCGACAUCUUGGAUAAGUCGAAGAACUCGGAGGAUACGGCACAGGCGUUACCAAAGGAGGACCUUCUCGCGGAACUGGCCAUGGGGAAUGAAUCCGCCGCGUAUCCGUUCGUAGAUCUUUGGUCGUCCGACCCUUAUACAUUCAACAUCGCCGGCGUGUGUAGCGUGCUACCCGACGACGAACAAUGCCGAAAACUGUUGAGAUUCUAUAUAGACGUUGGUUCCGUGCUUUAUCCGGUGCUGCCGGAUGUUGCAAGACUUGAGGACAAUAUGGAGCGCCUGUUGCGAGGCCGACAAGCUGUUGGUGGUGUAUAUCGACCGGAUGCUAACGGUCUUGUUAAGCCGUUUGGCAUGAGUGUAUCCUUCCUGAGUCUUCUCUUUGCUGUUCUAGCCUCGGGCUGUCAAUUGUCCGACUUACCAGGCAAGGAACGCGAAUUGACCUCGUGGGUAUAUGGAGCCUCGUACACAUUGCUUGGUGAGUGGUGUUUCUGCCGUGUCAACCUCUCGACAAAAGCUGAUUGUGCAAUACUCACACACGAGAAUAGGUGGGCGAUGGCUUUUCAGAACAGUCAUUUUUCCCUGGCGUACGAUCGACCCUCUAUCACCAUGAUCAGCCAGCCCGAAAUUCCGUACGAUCCCAAAUCCAUGCCCGGUCAUCGGGGUUACUUCGAGACGCUGUGCCGCAUCAUCUCCGUUAUCCUCGAGAUGUUGCGGAAUCUCAUGUUCACCCAUCAUAGCCACCUCAGGUACCAUGAAAUCCGGGAGUUCAAGCAACGUAUUGAACGGAUCCUCGCCGAGGCAGCACCACACCUGCGAUUCGAAGAACGCUGUACCACGCUGGCGGAGCAUAUUGAACGGACUGAGCUGCGACUGCAUUCCUCGUAUUUCAUAUCAUUCAUGUGCCGAGUAUCACUGGAUCCGGAUGCACACAUGGAUGAGCAGCGGCGCGAGAUUAUCAAGGAGGAUUGCUUGACCAAUCUGAGCAAUACGAUCCAGGCAUUCAUUGAACUGCAUUCGAUCAACGCGCAUGCGUCCCGCACAUGGAUUAGCUUGCAACGGACGAUCGCGUCAGCUUUCCUCUUAAUAGCCAACAAUAAUGAGCGAUUGCACCCGCACACGUGGGAUCUGAUCCAGAGACUGGAGGCGGCUCUGUCAGACCAUGUGCAUGGCGAUGGCGAAGCUGAUCGGAACCAUCGUACUGAUUCGGCGAAACAUCUCGCCUCAUCGCUCCGUGCCCUGCGGGAAGUCAGUGCCGCAUUCCGUGCACACAGCAAGAAGCAGAACAUGCUAUCGGUCCCGGAAACUGCAAUGACGACCCCGAACCUAUCUCCGGCCACAGCCUUCACUUCCCCGUCGCCGGUAGGGCUUGUUUCUGUGGCUGUUCCUGUUCCUCCGACCUAUAGCGCGCCGCCCCAAGAUGGACAUAUUGACAAUAUUCUGAACCGGGUUUCGGAUGUAAUGCUUUUCCCUAACAUGAGUACGGGGAACGCGUGA